CUCACUGCAGGCUGACGGACAGACACAUUCAAGUCUGAGGCGUAAACACAGACUGAGGAACUUAGAGGCGCUGUCCGUGGUGCUGACCGACGCCCGGCGUCACGUCCCCCCUGUGUUCCUAUAACCGACUCGUGCGUACCUGAGCUCACCCAGGAUAAGCAUCCGUGGUGAUGGAAGUCUACCGGAGCUGCUCGCGAGUCUCUCAGUCUGCAUGAGCACGAGGAUGGAGACACUCGUGGAUUUAAACCUCGACAAAAUGUUUGUGAAGAAGACACCAUUCUCAUUCGCACACUUUCACCGUUUCACGUGUUCAGAGAAGUGAGCAGAUCGGGACCGAUUCAGCCCGCUGUCGCUCACCAAAGGAAGCUCAACAUGCUGUUAUAAAAGAAAAUGAUCUACAAUCGUCUCGUUGCCCUUCAAGCAUAAGAAACCUGCGUCUUUCUUAACCCGCGAGACGAGCGACGACAUCCACGGGGAGACAUGGCUCGCCUGCUUGUUUUGGUGAACUCCGUGGUCCUGUUGCUUUUCGGCAGCGACAUGUUCUUAGUAGGAGCGAACCGGCCACCAGCUCCUGUCAAUGUGUCAGUCAUGCACCUGCGGGUCGACUCGGCUACUGUAACCUGGGAAGUUCCAGAGGGAGACAUAAUCAUUGGCUUCUCCAUUUCACAACAGAGGCAGGAGGGGCACAUGCAGCGGUUUAUUCGCGAAGUCAACACCACCAGUCGCUCGUGUGUUCUCUGGGACCUGGAGGAGGAGACAGACUACAUAAUUCAGGUCCAGUCGAUCGGUCUCUACGGGGAGAGCCAAGCCAGCAAAAAGGUCCAUUUUCGCACCCUGAAGAAAACAGACCGCAUUCCCUCUAACAGCUCCAACCAAGAUGACCCCACCGUGCAAGGCCUGGACAAGUCACGGCAUCUACAAACAGGAGAGAUGAUCAUUAUUGUGGUGGUCUUGAUCAUGUGGGCAGCUGUUAUUGCCCUGUUCUGCCGGCAGUAUGACAUCAUCAAGGACAAUGACUCCAGCAACAAUAAGGAGAAGGCCAAGCCGUCGUCAGAGAGGAGCACACCAGAGCAUCACAGUGGAGGACUGCUGAGGAGCAAGUUCCAUCCCUCGGUGCCAUCCAUCAACAUCAUUGAAGUUUGAGAAGAAGGACGCCAGAUUUAAUCAUCUACCAUCGAAGCAUUCUCAACCUUUCUCACUGAUGAACACAAAAAGACUGGACAAGGACCGUCUUGCAGAGGACGCACACGCAUGCACACACCAUUUGUAGAAAAAGACAACACUGACAUACAGGUAGACACUCGGAAACUCAUCCAACAUUCAUAUAUAAAUCUAUCCAACCACACACAUAGAUACACACCACGCAAUAGCUAGCAGCAGCGUUAAUGUUAACUAUAGGCUGCAAGCAGCACUGAACGGGACCUCAACCCCCCAUGCAUGCCGGGUGGGCUGAGAGGGAGGCCACCAAUAAUUUAUGUCAGAGUAGAGCAAAUAUAAACCACCCCUGAAACCUUCAUGUAAAUGAAAGAAUGCUUGCUACUGACGGUGGACUUCCUGUUGCCAGUAGGUGGCGCAAUCACUGGCUUUGCAGGUUAUCACUGUGGCUUGAAAAAGAAGACAGAAAAGAAAUAGAGACGGGGAGGAAGUCUGCUGCUCACAGUUCCUGCAAACAUACUGUACUUUUGGCCGCUACCAUGUUUCCCACAGUAACCUGCAUACUGACCAAAGGAAGAUGAGGGCGGAGUCUGCUGCAUCAACUGCAUCAAAUCAUCCUGAAACUCAAUCAGAACACAACUUCCACAGGUCCUGAUGUCCACACUGAGUUUGAAGGGUUUUUGUGCAUGGCGAGGCCUUGAAAAGUGUGUAAAAGAAGUGAAAGAAUAGGAGAAAAAAGAGGAAUCACAGCAGAUACAACAGGGCCUUCACACCAGUCAGUGCCCAGGCACUAAGCAGUGGUACAGUUAACACUGAUGCCUUUACCAGGUGCUUGGUAUCUUAUUGCAAUACAAACAAAACCACAACAUCAUCAUCAUAUCAUAUCUGGGAGGCCAGUCUAUAUGAUUUUAAUUAUACAGUGUAUUUUUGAUAUUAGCCUGUGCAUUAAGACACUACAUUCACUGGUUACAGACAAAAAGAACAAUCAACAUCAAAUUUUCUCCAUUGUAUAUUAUAUUGCCUGGAUGCUACGGGCAGAUUUUUAAUAGGGAGAGAAAACAUAUACAUGUGUCAUAAAUCUAUGUGUAGGAACAACAGUACAACUGCUUCACAAUGUUCAAAUUAAAAUACCAUUUUCUGAUAAGCAUUGUAUUUUUUCACAUUUCAUAUAUAGAUAUAUAUGUAUCAUGACAUGACUGUACAUAUUUCAUUCAUUUACGAAAUGAAGUUGCAUGCAGGUCAUUUGCCUGUAGAAUAGCAUUUGAUGUCUGCUCCGAGUUCGAUGCCAAAAAUGGAGAAAUAAAAACGAUUGCUGU
Messenger RNA from Solea solea (common sole), 2471 nucleotides. It is a transcript of the gene fndc4a, whose product is annotated as fibronectin type III domain containing 4a. The transcript is spliced from 6 exons. Lineage: Eukaryota; Metazoa; Chordata; Actinopteri; Pleuronectiformes; Soleidae. The record is from RefSeq and is a predicted model, not a curated record. Gene Ontology annotation, molecular function: protein binding. Bases 481 to 1143 code for a protein of 220 amino acids.